Molecule: messenger RNA, 825 nt
Organism: Sclerotinia borealis F-4128
Lineage: Eukaryota; Fungi; Ascomycota; Leotiomycetes; Helotiales; Sclerotiniaceae
Source: the annotation of a GenBank genome assembly
AUGACUUCUAAAGGUUCUUCAUCCUUGAUCGCGACAAUGAAUUCUCCAUCAAGCUCAGCUCUCAUGACACCUGAGGCUCUCGGCGAGAUCGUUACUUUGUACGUGGGAGCGAAGAGAAAAAAGUUUCUUGUUCACAAAAAGAUUCUGUGCAAGCAAUCGAAAUUCUUUGAUGCCGGAUUCAAUAAGGGAUUCAAAGAGACUACCGAAGGAGAGAUGUAUCUUCCUCAAGACGAUCCAGCCGUCGUUGCAAAUCUCAUCGAAUAUUUGUAUCGCGGCCAGCUUCCAAAUCCGCUCAUGGAACAACAGCUUUUCGAACUUUAUUUUCUGGCCGAGAAAAUUUGCUUGCCAUCAUUGAUGGAUCGAAUUAUGGACACAUUUCUUGAGCAUCGUAAUUUUAUCAUAAGGUUCGAAGUUGGGCGGAAAUCGAUCAUUGAAAUAAUAUACGCAAACACGCACCACAAUAGCAAACUUCGACUUUGUAUUACCGCAGCGAUUGCUUUCACACUACACAGCAAGGAAGGCAAUGAGAAAUGGUUGCAAGACUAUCUCGCCCUCUGGGAGACCUGUCCUCAUGUUUUUAAGGACACAUUUACAAUUCUCGCCACCCAUGGAACUGCGGCUUUUGAGUCUACGGCUUUUGAGUCCAAGGCUCAGCGCAUCCAAAGAAUUAAAGAAGCUUUCGGAGAUACUGGCACGACAGAAAACAUGUCAAUCGAUUUCACAGAUUUGACCGAUCUAGAGUUGGGGGGAAACACGAAUAGACGUUCGGCAUUUCCCACACAUUUUCAAAUGGAAGAUAGUUUCCUUUCGGCACAUAAGUUGUGA